Molecule: messenger RNA, 1060 nt
Organism: Trematosphaeria pertusa
Lineage: Eukaryota; Fungi; Ascomycota; Dothideomycetes; Pleosporales; Trematosphaeriaceae
Exons: 3
Coding region: 145-981 (278 amino acids)
Source: RefSeq, a predicted model, not a curated record
CUUCAAGCAUCCCACCUCGGUGACGCUUUGUGCUUCUUCAUAUCUAUUAGUUGCCAUUUCCUCCUGAUAUCACCUCCAUGAAUUUAUCUUUUUCCCAGCCGUAAUUCCAGAUAACGUCAAUCGCGCAUUCUCAUCCACUCCAAAAUGGCUCUUCCCGAAGUCCCUAAUUGGCUCCUCGUCGUCUUGCUCAUCCUAACCCUCUUUCCAUUCCUGCCCCAACUCUAUCGCAUCUUCUCGCGAAAGGACAGCUCCGGUAUCUCAGCCUACUACGUGUUCUUCAACCUCAUCAGCGCCACGGAGCAAUUCACCAUCGCCUUCUUCCUCAACAUGAACACUCACAAGCGCUGUGACUUCUUCGUCCACGAUCCAGCUACUGCAGGCGACUGGAUCAAUCUUGCGCAGUUGGGCCUGGUGUGGAUUCUUUGGCUGAUGCUAUUCAUCGUGUACUUAUAUUUCCCCUCCGACUGCCGCUCCGGCUCAAAGCCGUUCAUCGUAGUCGCGUAUGCCGUCUUCUCGCUCGUAUCCAUCGUCCCGAUCUUCUACGACUACCUCGCACCGCCCACGGACGAUAGCUGCGGUGAUUGGGGACCCGAAUUCUGCCGCAACAUGAUCGAAGGAAUGUUCUACUACCUGCACUUAGUCAUCAUAAACAAGGGUAUUCCGGUGUUGUUAAUCGUGGCACUGUUUCUUCAAGCGCGGCAGAUGCUUUUAAGGCCAGAGGCCCGAGCAUUGAGUCGGAUUGGUCUGGCUGCCCAGGCUGUGGUUUUUGCAAUCGUGGCUGUUUCGUGGACGAUGAGGGUCAAGGUCCCAAAUGAUUCGACGGGGAAAAGGUCGUGGUAUGACGAGAUUGGCUGGGUUGUUGUUGAUAAUGUAAUUUUUGCGGUUGCUCAGGGGUUGCUGCUGUGCAUUUCGUGGCGUCGUACGGCUACGAGGAUUAGCAAGGUAGAGGAGGGAGAGAGAGAGCCUCUAGUGCGUGGAUAGGCUAGAGAUUCAGAAGCCUGGUAACUGAUGACAUAGCGGUGCAGAAAGAAAGAAGAUUCGAAUACACCCUCUUGCAUCG